AUGAGUAAAAAUGAUGAAGCGUUUGAUUUUGAUGGAUUUAUAAAAAAACUUUGUUCUGUGAGUACAAAACUGAAGAAUUCAGAAUUACAUAAAUUCUAUUCGUCAAUAGAUCAUAUAGAAGUAAAAAAGGAUCUUACUUCUGAAAUAUGCACUAGAGAAAGCAGUGAAGAUUUAUCUAAUCUUUGUCACCAUGUUAAGAGUAUAAUUAAUCAGUGGAAAAAAUUUUGUUCAUACACAGAACAAAAGCAAGGUAAAUGUUGUGAUUACUUAAAUUAUUGGUUGUAUGGCAAGAUAGCCGAAAAGAAUCUAUCAUUUCCUGAUCUUGCUUGGAUUUACAAUGAAAUAAAUACAAUUUUAUAUAAAUAUCAUUCAAAAUCUAAGGAUGAAUAUUUAUGCAAAAAUAAAAUUAAAAUAAUCACGUCUAAGGAUGAAUUAAAAAAAAAAAAAGUGUUAUAUGAUUUUUUAGAAUAUUAUGAUAGUAUAAAAGGUGUAUUAUCAAAUAAUAAAGAAGUUAAAGAGCUAGUUUGUACAUAUGUAUCGUAUGUUCUUAGUUUAUAUAACAAAUUAGAGGAAGAUAGAAAAAGUGGAUUCUUACACAGAUAUAACAAUGAAUUAGAACAAUUUAGAAAAAUAUUUAAUGACGAAUAUAUUUUAUCUUUAUUAAAUGAAAAUUGUAAUAUUUCUGAAUCAUUUAUUAGAACUCUCAAAAGUGCUAAAAACCUAAAAUCAUUACACGGAAAUUAUGGAGAACAUAAUGCAAUACGAAAUAAAUUAUCAGAUUAUGUAGAAUAUAAGCCCGAAUUUAAAAAUGGAUAUGAGAGUGUCCUGAAAAUGUUGCCUUCUUCUGAAAUAUAUAAGCAGUUAAACAAUGAAGUUACAGAGGAAUUAGGCAAAAAUAUUCUUGAUAUUAAGGGCAAAAAUUAUGAUUACACUUAUUGCAAUAGUUUAAACGGCGAAAUGAGACCUAUUUGUAAAAAGCUUGUAAGGAAUUUACAUAAAUUACAAAACAUUGAUAAUCUGGACAAGGAAAAUCAUAGGGAUCGCUGUACAUAUUUAAAUUUUUGGAUGUAUGAUGAAUUCAGUAAGGUAUAUAAAAAUACAGAUGAAAAUAUUUUAGACGUCCCUGAUGUUGCUGAUCUUAUUGCUGCAAACAUAAAAAUUAAUAAUUAUUUAAUUAAAGAAGAUCUUAAUAAAAAUUAUCAUCUAAGAGUUCGGGAACCUCGCCCACGGAAAAAUGGACAAAUAACCAAUCAAACAGCAGGCAAUGUCCAUGUAACUCAAGUAUUAUCAGACAUAGAAGCACCUCAAGCAUUACCCGAAGAUAAAACACAUCCAGAAUUUAAGAGAAAUAAAGAUUCUCGAGAAAGCAUGCGACCGGGCCAUGCUAUGGAAGAAUUAGAUCCAGAGUUAACAACAUAUUAUUAUAAAAAGGAACAAGAAGAUUCCAAGCCAGUUAAUGUUGUUAGUUAUAAAGAAUUAACUGAAUAUGAACCAUGCUUUUUCAAUUAUAAUUGUAGGUUCAAAGAAUGUGCAGAGAUGAAACAUUUAUAUGAAUAUUUUAAAAAUCAUGAAGAAAUUAAAAACAAAAUUAAUUGUGAAAAUAUUCAAAAUAAUGAAUAUAUUUCAUAUCUUAAAUAUAUGAGUUUGUUGCAUAAAAAUCACAAAAAUGAAUGCUGUUCCUGGGGUGCAGAAUUAUGUCCCAGUUAUUUUUUACGUUGUGACGAGUCAUAUGAUCCACAAAAAUUUUUAUCUGCGCUAAAAUCAGGCGAUAAAAAUAAAUGUGAGGAAAUAAUGCAAUUAAUUAAACAUAACAAAUCUGAUGAUGUAUUUAAUGUUAAUCCAAAUUCAGAAGAAAAUAUGUUUAUUAAAUAUUUCACGUGUUCAGAAGUUACUAAUUCUAAUUUUGAAAAAAGUGGCUUAAGAUGCCAGCAGCCCUCGUACAGUUCACACUUAAAUAAUCAGCAUUAUCCCGUAAGACCUAUAAAUAAACGGCAAUCCAAUGAAGGACUAUACGGCAAAAAGAUAACAAUUAAUGGAAAAUCAAUAAAUGUAGUUCUAUUAACGGAUCCAUAUGCAAAAAUAACCGGGAAAAACCUUACAGACACAUCAACAGUUAAAAAUGGUUAUACGCUGUUUCCAGAAGUACAAGGACUAGCUCGUAAAAGCUACAUCAAAGAAGCAGAAACAGCCUGUGAAAAUGAAAGACCAAAAAAAGGAAUGGAAGAAUAUUGUAAAAGAUCGAAAACUUAUAACAACCAAACAAGAUCAGCGCAUUUUCAAUUUAAAAAUAUUAUACAAGGAAAUGGUGUAAAAAUCUUGGGAGAGAACACUAUUCCUAUUGAUAUUUCAUUUACAAAUUCAGUAUUACAAAAUUUUUUUUUUCGAAUCGGAGUAAUAAUCCUUAUAGCACUGGGUGCAAUUUUCGUAUUCAUCCUUUAUUAUAAGUUUACUCCAUUUGGAUCAUGGUUACGUUAUAGAAUAAAAGGUGGAAGAAGGAAAAAAAAGAAUAUUCAUUAUAGAGAACUUAGAGAAGAAUCAUCAAAUUACGUUAUAGACUAUAUGCGUGAACAUCCUCCAAAGAAAAGAAUAAAUAUAGUUUACCAGAAUUAG
This is a messenger RNA of Plasmodium gonderi, 2610 nucleotides long. Its product is annotated as variable surface protein. The coding region runs from base 1 to 2610 and encodes 869 amino acids. NCBI's taxonomy places the organism in Eukaryota, Apicomplexa, Aconoidasida, Haemosporida, Plasmodiidae. The record is from RefSeq and is a predicted model, not a curated record. The transcript has 4 exons.